Messenger RNA from Drosophila sulfurigaster albostrigata, 3285 nucleotides. Its product is annotated as transcription factor SPT20 homolog. Bases 265 to 1944 code for a protein of 559 amino acids. Gene Ontology annotation, molecular function: DNA-binding transcription factor activity; RNA polymerase II cis-regulatory region sequence-specific DNA binding. Gene Ontology annotation, biological process: regulation of transcription by RNA polymerase II. The transcript has 4 exons. The record is from RefSeq and is a predicted model, not a curated record. Lineage: Eukaryota; Metazoa; Arthropoda; Insecta; Diptera; Drosophilidae.
CGGCGGGUCAGUAGCAAACUAACGCCACACGCCGCUAGGUGGCCCUGUCGUGAGUGCGGCAAUCGACACAGACAUAGAGACGACGCAUGUGGAUGGGGGCUGCAGGCUGCAUAUGGAGGAGGCGCAUUUAAGUAGACUGCACCAGUCGCAGUCGCAGUUGCAGUCGCCGUCGCCGUCGCAGCGACGACGUUAGCGCAGACAUUGCAAAUUGCUUCGCACUCAUUAUUCAAUUGAACGUGAACGAAGCCCCGCAAUUAACGCACAAUGAAUUUCACACCGUUUGGGAACAGUUUUCCGGGCCUGCCGCAGUUUACCACAACGACGGCGCCGCUGGUGUCGACGGUAACUGCCGCUGUCACCGUGACCGAUGCCGAUGUGACUGCGGCGGCCAAUCAGCAGCAACAGCAACAGGAGCCCGGCGGCAGCAAUCGCUAUCAGCAACACCAGCAACAGCAGCAGCAACAACAACAACAGCAGCAGCAGGUGACGCCGGGCGUGGCAAUGGCGCACUUCAGUCAGCCGAGCAUGAGCAGUGCACAGAGCAGCAGCAGUGGAGGUGGCAAUAAGUUUCGCAGCGGGCAAGAUGAAGUGCUGCAAGGUGAUAAAUACAAUGGCCACUUGCUGGCAACAGCCACGCAACAGCAACAACAGCAACAGCAAUAUGCAACAGUUUAUGCACCUAGUGCGACGGCAACGUCAGCGGAUGCGUUGCAAGCAAGCACCUCGGGUCAGCAACAGCAGCAGCAACAACAACAACAACAGCAGCAGCAACAACAGUUGCAGCAGCAACAAGUGGUGGCGCCGCAGGAACUGACUCAGGAUCUUUGCAAUGCGAUACUGCAACAACAAGUGCUACAGAAUACCUCCUGGCAGACAAUCACGCCGGGCACCACAGUCGCCGACUACCUCUCGCAUCUUCCAGCCAACACGUUGCCACUCUCGCUGCACCACUUUCUCAAGUACUCCGCGGAGACGAUCAAAAAGGAGAAUCAACAGAAUGUGGUGCUGCAGGUGCAGACGGGACCAGGAGCAGCCAUUGGCAUCAAUACCAUUGGCACAACCACAACCAUAAGCAUACCUCAGCAGGAGCAACUGUCACUGCAGCAGCAACAGCCACAGCAGCAGCAACAACAGCAGCAACAGCAACAACAACAGCAGCAGCAACAGCAACAACCUCAAGCAACAUUGCAGCUGCAGACGCAAACGGCUGUGGCAAGCAGCUCGACAGCUGUCAGUGGCACCAAAAAGAAGAAGCGCAAAAAACGCUCCAAGGAUCGCAAGCCUAAACUGCGUCCCGGCGAGAUUCGCAUGAGCACAGCACUCGAUGGCAGUCCGCUCUACAUGUGUCCUGAAUGCCAUGUGGCAUAUCCCGAACCGGAGUUACUCGAAGUGCAUCUGGUGGGGCACAAUCUGGAGCGACGCUAUGUCUGCGACAUUUGCCAGGCAUCGUUGAAGCGCAAGGAUCAUCUAACGCGACACAAACAAUCGCACAAUCCUGAACGUCCAUACAUCUGCACCGUCUGCCUAAAGGCCUUCAAGCGCAAAGAGCAGCUGAGCCUGCACUUUGUCAUCCACUCAGGCGAGAAGCGGCAUCAGUGCCAGGAGUGCGGUAAAGGCUUCUACCGGAAAGAUCAUCUGCGAAAGCACACCCGCUCUCACAUUGCCAGACGCGUCAAGGCCGAGCUCAAUAGUCAUGUGCGGCGCGAGAAUGGCACCAGCAUGUUGCAACCCGUGGUUACUGCUGCCACAACGGCUGCCGUGCAGCAUGCGAAUCAGCAACAGCUGCAGAUACAACAGCAACAGCAACAACAACAGCAGCAGCAACAGCAACAACAGCAGCAACAUCACAUCGUUGUCAGUCAGCAGCAACAGCAGCAGCAACAACAACAACAGCAGCAACAACAAGCAACUGGCCAGCAGCAACAGCAGCAAAUGAUAAAUUAGCCAAAUGAUUUUUGUAAAGUCAGUUAAAGCAAAAUUCCAAAUCACAACCAAAUCUCCCCGGAAACCUUUCGAAAUGCCUUGCGGCAAGCAACAAUUGUUGUUCAAAAUUACGUUUUUGGCUCAAAAUCCCAAGCUUUCGGCCCACAUCAUUUAAUUGACUCCAACAAAUCGGAUAUAAGAAUAUCGUAUGCGAACAUCGUAUACGAUAUUCAACAAUGCAAUAUCAUAGGCUUUUUGGAGACUCCAACUGUAGUCUUCGCUGAGCUAUGUACAGAUUUUCCUAGUCGAGCAUCGAAUAUCGUUUACGGUAUUCAGUAAUGCAAUCAAUGCAUUUCGAAGACUCCUACCAGAGUUUCUCCGUCGACGCUGUACAAUUAUUUCUUAGAGAACAUCUCACUGCAAUAGUAAAAUCUUACCUGGGCCUUCUCCCAGAGGCGCCUCGAAUAACAAAGUUCAUCUUAACUGUACUUCAAGGCUAAUGUCAAAUAUCACGUACGAUAUUCAGCGUUGUAAUAGCAAAUACUUAUAGGGAAGAGACCACAAAGUUUCCCGUUGACACUGUACAAUUAUUCCUAAGCGAACAUCGAAUAUCGUUUACGAUAUUCAGAAAUGCAAUAGCAAAUAUUAUUAGGGUUCUCCUCAACGAGAUCUCCUUCACUAACGUACAAGUAUUCCUAAGCAGCAACGUGACACAAACUUAGACGUACAAGUGCUAGACAGCUGGGACCAUAAACUUGAUUAACUUCCAACUAAAGCAUAAUCCUAAAUUUAGCAUACUUUUGUCUAAGCACUUUUGAUUAGUGAUUGAUAAACGGUUAUCUCCUAUUGAUAAUAUAAUUUUUUAUAAUACCACUUAUGUAAGUACGAACAGUGAUAAUAUUAUAAUUAUCGGAUAGUGUGACAUCGAACAUUUCUCAGAACGAAGCUUAAUCUCAGUUUUAAUAACUAUGCAAGCAAAGAACUGCUUCCAUUUGAAUUUACUAACAAAUUUAGUUAUAUUCUUAUCUGUUUUAAUUUAUAUGAUUGUAAAACUCGGAAGUUAGGUCCCAGAUUACCGAUCUAUUAAGUAAUCGGCACAUUAUCCACAAAGUACUUUAAGACGAGAAAGAAAUUAUAAUUUUAUAUGCGAUUCGCGUAUUUUAGUGAAAUGUAUUUUUGUAUAAAACGAAUUCUACGUAUAUGUAAAUGAUACGAACAACGGUGUAAAUGCAGUAAACUAUUUAUGUACUCGUAAUACCUAAACAAAGCGCAAUCUAGAUAUGUAAGUACGAAUUUAGAUACUAUGAAUGUACUUCAACUUUUGAUAACACCGAUUAAAAAAUUUGUAAAUACACCCCAUGU